This is a messenger RNA of Sus scrofa (pig), 6668 nucleotides long. RefSeq names its product inositol polyphosphate multikinase (gene IPMK). Gene Ontology annotation, cellular component: nucleus; cytoplasm. Gene Ontology annotation, molecular function: inositol tetrakisphosphate kinase activity; inositol-1,4,5-trisphosphate 3-kinase activity. Gene Ontology annotation, biological process: inositol phosphate biosynthetic process. The record is from RefSeq and is a predicted model, not a curated record. NCBI's taxonomy places the organism in Eukaryota, Metazoa, Chordata, Mammalia, Artiodactyla, Suidae.
GGGCGGGGGCGCGGGAGGUGGGGCCGCCGUCGCCGUCAAGGCCCCUGGGAGCGCGGGGCGCCGCAGCCGCAGCUCAUCCGCUCGGAUCCGUCUCCGGGGCUGCGCCGGGGCCGGCGGCGGAGCUGAGGGAGCAGGGAGCCGCGCUCUGCCCAGAGUUGGGCAGGGGAGCGCCCGCGCCUCUGCGGCGUCAUGGGCCCCCUCAUCGGGCCACAGCGGCCACCAGCCGCAGAAACCCCCGGGCCUCCUCGCGGCCGAGACUGAGCGACCCUCGGUUCUCGGCGCCCCCUCCCUCCGCCCUAUUUACCCCCCUGCUCUCACUGCCGCUAACCGCUUCAGCUCUCCGUUAUGGCAACGGAGCCACCAUCCCCUCUCCGGCUCGAGGCUCCCGGCCCCCCAGAAAUGCGGACCCCAGCGGCGAGCGAGGCCGCCCCCGAGGGUACCCCGAAGCCGGCUGGCGGCAGGCUCCGCUUCCUCAACGGCUGCGUGCCCCUCUCGCAUCAGGUGGCUGGGCACAUGUACGGGAAGGACAAAGUGGGUAUACUGCAACAUCCAGAUGGCACAGUUUUGAAACAGUUGCAGCCCCCUCCAAGGGGUCCAAGAGAGCUGGAAUUCUAUAAUAUGGUUUAUGCUGCUGACUGUACCGACAGUGUUCUUUUAGAGCUACGAAAAUAUUUGCCAAAAUAUUACGGCAUCUGGUCACCUCCCACUGCACCAAAUGAUUUAUACUUAAAACUGGAAGAUGUGACCCAUAAAUUUAAUAAGCCCUGUAUAAUGGAUGUAAAGAUAGGGCGAAAAAGCUAUGAUCCUUUUGCUUCAUCUGAGAAGAUUCAGCAACAGGUCAGCAAGUACCCAUUAAUGGAAGAGAUUGGGUUCUUGGUGCUUGGCAUGAGGGUUUACCAUGUUCAUUCUGAUAGCUAUGAGACACAAAACCAACACUAUGGAAGAAGCUUAACAAAAGAAACUCUAAAGGAUGGAGUCUCUCGUUUUUUUCAUAAUGGAUUCUGCUUAAGAAAAGAUGCUGUUGCUGCCAGUAUUCAGAAGAUUGAGAAUAUUCUGCAGUGGUUUGAAAGUCAGAAGCAGCUUAACUUUUAUGCAAGUUCAUUACUAUUUGUUUAUGAAGGUUCAUCUCAGCCAACUACUACAAGAUCAAAUGACAGAACUUUGGCAGAAAAGUUUUUGUCCAAAGGACAACUCUCAGACACAGAUGUACUGGAGUACAAUAAUAAUUUUCACAUGUUAAAUUCUACAGCAAAUGGAAAAAUAGAGGCCUCAGUGGGCAAAAGCUUAUCCAAAAUGUAUGCUCGUCACAGAAAAAUGUAUUCAAAAAAGCAUCACAGUCAGACUUCAUUAAAAGUUGAAAAUAUAGAGCAAGACAAUGGGUGGAAAAGCAUGUCACAGGAACACUUAAAUGGAAAUGUACUUUCCCAACUGGAAAAAGUUUUCUACCAUCUUCCCACUGGUUGCCAAGAGAUUGCAGAAGUAGAAGUUCGAAUGAUAGACUUUGCUCAUGUGUUCCCUAGCAACACUGUAGAUGAGGGAUAUGUUUAUGGGCUGAAGCAUUUAAUUACUGUACUGCAGAGUAUUUUAGACAAUUGAAUCCUUUGCUGCAGUCUUUUAAAUGGGCGGGGCAAUCAUAAUGAAGAGCAGCAAUUAAUAUCUCUGCACUCGUAAUGCUAUGUAAAAAAUUUGUAUUGUGAGUCUACGUUUUAUUUGUCUUUAUACUUUUGGUAGAAGGGUUAACUUUUUUAUAACCUUACUCAGGAAAACUAAUUAUUUGUUCAUUAGAAAUCUAUGAAGAAUGAAGAAACUUAGGAAAGUUAAGCAGGGAAUGUGGUGGUACAUGGCUUAAACAUCAUCCAUUUGGCUCAAGCAAAAUGCAAACCAUUAUUCAGUCAUUAUGAGUUUAGUUAGCUUUCUGUAGCCAAUUUAUCAUGAAAUCUGUCCACUCAACUUUGACAAUGAGCCAUAUCUAAGCUUACUGCAUUACUAGACUAGUUUCAAAAAUCUAGAAAGCACAGAUUGAUAUCCUUAGUAUUGCUAUGUAUGAAGUUGUUAAAACUGGAGAAAAUUCUACAGAAAUAAGUACUCUUGAGGUUUUAUAUUAAAAGUUCAGACCAGCAUAUCAAAAGGUGCUUCUUAGUAAAAUGAUUUAAAAUUAUUACAUUCCAAAAGAUUUUCCCUUUAAUUUUCAUUUAUGUACGUAUUUCAGAAUAUCAUACUUCAUGAAAAAGAUACUAGAAACGAACAACAACAACAAAAGUCUUGAAAUUAAGGGCACUGAUAAUCUUGUCAGGGUUAGAAGAAGAGGGAAGUUAUUUGCAGGGAACAAUGUUUUUCUUUUAAGAUCUUUCAUUUAUGGGAAACUUAGAAUAUAUACUUACUACAUUGUGACGAAUAUCACAAACCAUAUAAUAUACCCUUUACUCUGACUGCAGUUUUAAAAAGGUGGAUGAUUAAAGCUAUUAUUUUUCCUUUAAAUAACUUGAGAGUUUUUUUCUCUUAUAACUUGUAUUUUUAUGUCCCCAGUUAGUUAAGCAGUGGUAUGAAUAUAUGUUGCUAAAGAGUGUUCUCAGAAUUCUCAUAAGCAAUGAAGGACAACAUCCAGCAUUCUGAGUGUUACCAAAAAUACCAUGUGUAAUGUAAAACUUCUGUGUGUCUGCAGUGCAUCAUGCAGAGUUUGGUGCAUAUGUAAAUUCAUGCUUCUCUUUCAUUCUUACAAUUUUAUAUCAUAGUCAGAGAUUUAAUUUCGUGGAAUGAGGGCAGUGCUAUUUUUCUUGGAAAAAUUAGGUUUGUAAGUAUUAUCUGUGUUUCACAUCCACCACCUUUUAAAAAAUAACUAGUUAUUUGUUGUUGAAAACAUUUAAAACUUUGAAAUUAAAUUUGCAAAAAUGUCAGAUGUUUAUGUUUUCAUUAUUUGCACUUUGAUUCACUAAUAAAACAUCUAAGUAGUUAACAGUUUUGCCAUAUUCCUGAAAAUUGUUUGAGCUGUGAACUGUUAGACAGUUCCCCCUUUUUAUCCCCCAAAUUAAACUUUUAUUUAUUUAAAAAUUUUUUUGUGUGUCUUUUUGCCAUUUCUUGGGCUGCUCCCACGACAUGUGGAGGUUCCCAGGCUAGGGGUCUAAUCGGAGCUGUAGCUGCCAGCCUAUGCCAGAGCCACAGCAACGCAGUAUCUGAGCCGCGUCUGCGACCUAUACCACAGCUCACGGCAAUGCUGGAUCUUUAAUCCACUGAGCAAGGCCAGGGAUCAAACCUGCAACCCCAUGGUUCCUAGUCAGAUUCGUUAACCACUGAGCCACGACGGGAACUCCCCAAAUUAAACUUUUAAAUUCAUGCUCCUUUUUUUUCUUUUUUUUUGGUGUGAAGCAAAGUAUCACAAUUUUGUGUUUAUCUCAGCUUCCAAACCCUCUCUGAAUGUACUUUCCAAAUAUCUGAGCACAAAGAGAAUACCAAAAGCUGUAUGAAUUCUGUGCUUAGUGAAUUUAUUAAGCCCGAAUACUUUAAAAAUUCAUAUGCAUUUGUUACGGCAAAAUUUGAUUGUUUUCAAUUUUUUAUUUAGAGCCAGUGUAGCUAUUUUCCAUAGGGACUUCGUAUUUUUCCCAACUGCCUAAAUGGGUAUUGCUGUAGCUUUUUUUGGUGGGGUUGAAUUUCAAGUCUUAGAAAUUUUUUUAGUUUUAUUUUUUUUUCUCUUACAAUGUAGACUUUUGUUGUUGUUGUUUUUGUUAUUUGGAUAGUGCUUCAAUAACUCUUCAGCUCAGAUGAUUAAACACUAUUUUGAAUCUUAACAAGACAUUUUUUUUGUAUGGGAUGGUAUCAGCCUAUGUACAAUGAAUUUAAUAAAUUGAAGUAUUAUCAGAUUCUUUGCGCAUUUUAGCUUAAUAAAGUGUGAAUUGGCCAUUCCAGAUUUCCUUUUAUCUAUAUUUGGAAAUAUAGUUUUGUAAAAUCAAUGUCUUUUUUGAUACAAUAGAUAAUGUUUUGUUUUAAUAAAACAAGUGCUUUUAUCUUUUGUUUUUCAGGGAAGGGAUUCACAUUGGUUCUGUUUGUUUACAUUUUUUUUUAAUCACUGUUAUCCAAUCCUAUUUUAUGUUACUUUAUAAGUAAGCUUACAUGUAACAGAAGAAGUAUCUGUUUGUGUUAUCUACAUGUGACCAUUUUAGUAUCUAGUCCAGUCAUUUAACAUUAUGCUGAAAUUUACCACUGUGGGGAUGGAUGAUCACUGUUCACCAAGCAUAUUUAAAACACUUAAAUGUUUAAGAAAUAAUAAUAAGGAUAUAGUUUGGGUUAAUAGGAUUAUCAUAGUUUUUUUCCCCCACUAGGAAACAUAAACAAUGAGUUUAGUGUAUUUCUUAGGGAAUGCACUCGUGAAAGGACUUUAAGAAAUUGUGGAUAGUGAAUAACAUUUCUCUAAUAAAAAUUUAAAUUGUAUAUUAGUUUUAUAAUAAAAGUAUUUACAUUAAUUGAUAUUUUAAUAUGGAUGGAAGUUGCAUAGAUUCAAAUAAAUUAAAAAUUGAUAAAUGCUAAAUAUUUUAUCUAAAUAGUUUUUCAAGAAACAGUUGUGAAAAUGUGUAUAUUAAAUGACUUAACAUGAAGCGUGUGGUAUUUUCAACUCAGUAUUCAUUACUUUAUGUAUCUAGAAAGAUUGUACUUACUAUGCCCUCUUUACACUACAAUUUGCUGUUGUGAGGUUUUAGAUUGUGUUCAACUGAAUAAGAACUUUUAAAAUGAUUAUAAUUUACUCUUAUGAUGUCCAAGAUGAUCUUCGUAUCUCCUUACCACCUAUAUAUCAAAUUUAUAAUGUAACCUACGAUAGAAUUAAUUUUCAGAGAUAUUUCGGUUGCAAUUUUCUUGUUUCAUGCAGCUGAAAACAUUUGUUUCUAGGAUUGGGAAUGUUAAAAGAUGAUGUAGGAUGAAAGAAAAUGGUAAAACAAUGAAAGAAUAUUAUUUGAAAUUUUGGCCACUAUUUAAAGCAUUGUCAUCAUUUUGGUACCAUUUGCUCUUAGUACUUUGGCAUUUGAUACUUUAAAACUUGAUUUGCUUAAAAGUUCUUUAUAAGGCUUUGUAAUAAUCUUCCUUAUCCAGUGCCUUUAACCUUGAUUUGAUAUAUUGUAGCCUUGGUUAUCCUUCUGUUACAUCCUGUAAUGUCUUCAUAGCCUAGACUUAAGUUUAAAAAAAAAUAUUGUUAAUUUGGUCAUGUAAAGAGGUAGUUGUCUAUACUUUGGGAAAACAAGCAAUGUUGCCUAUUUUAACCCCAGGAUAUACAGUUAUGAACCAAUCAGACUAAGCCCUGACCAUUUCCAGCAUUCUGUCUAGAUGGGGUGGGUUCUGGCUUAAUUGAAAUAGAGAUAUGGAGAAAUACAUAUUUAUUUAAAGAUAAUAAAAUUAAUUAGCAUUUGAGUUUGUGUAAAGAUAAGGUAAUUGAGAUAAAGCAACUAACAGUAUGUUAACGAGGUUAAAAAUAAUACUUUGCAGUAUUGUAACCUCUUUUUGGCAUUUGAGUUUAUGGAUAGCAUUAAAAGGCCUUAAUUUUUCACUUUUGCUGGGAAAGGUACAUUUGCUUAGACUGUUCAUUUAGAGUAGUGUUCUUUUUUUUUUUUGUCUUUUGUCUUUUUUUAGGGCCAUACCUGCGGCAUAUGGAGGUUCCCAGGCUGGGGGGUCUAAUUGAAGCUGUUGCUGCUGGCCUAUACCAGAGCCACAGCAACCCCAGAUCCAAGCCUCGUCCGUGACCUAUACUACAGCUCACGGCAAUGCUGGAUCCUUAACCCACUGAGCGAGGCCAGGAAUUGAACCCGCAACCUCAUGUUUCCUAGUCGGAUUCGUUUCCGCUGUGCCAUGCCGGGAAUUCCUAGAGUAUUUUAACGUAAUAUUACUGUGAAAAGCAUUCCAUCACAUAUUCAUGAGCAAAUUGCUACACAUUUUAAAAAUUGUACUUUACAACUUAGUACAAAUAUUUUAGGCCUCAGUCUUCAAAUCACUGAUAUUUUAAAUUUGGCAAUGGAUAUGAAAUUACUUUCAGUCUUACAGAAUGAUUAUAUUGUUAAAAUGCUUGUUAACAUCUUAGGAAGGUUGGAGUUUCCAUCUUUUUGGCGUUAAUGUUUAAAUUUUUUUUACUUAUUUUGAUAGUGUAAGAGGAAAUCGUAUUCAUGCAAUUAAAUUAGUAAAAUUAUACUCUAAAGAAAGUUUUUUAGUUGUUAAAAUUUGUCAUUACUGGGCUUAAAUUUUGGCCUCAUACUCAUUUACAAUAUAUAUUAACACAUUUGAUUAUGAAGUGAAAUAGUCUUAAAUAUGAUGUAUGAUGCACCUGCAUAUAAAUGAAAACGGUGUGCACAAAGACACUUUACUAUGGGAGCUGAACUGGAGGAUUUUUGAAAGCAUGUGAUAUUGCACCUAAAAUUGUGUUCUUAGUGACUAUGCUAAAUUUAUUGUACUUGAUGGAUGAAUGUAUUUAGUCAGAGUUACUUUUGUUUAAAUGUCUAAGCAAUGUCUUUUUUUAAAAUGUAAUUUGUACUAUUGAUGGGGGGUGUUCUUGGACUGCAGGGGUUGUUGUUAAUGUGUGAUUUGUGUUUUUAUUUUAUAGAAUCAUCUAAUGUGAUACAAUGAUUUUUAUAUAAGUGAUAUUUAGAUAAUUCUAAUAACUGUAUAUUUGACACCCUAUUAAAAUGUUUUGCAUUGGC